Molecule: messenger RNA, 1017 nt
Organism: Fragaria vesca subsp. vesca
Lineage: Eukaryota; Viridiplantae; Streptophyta; Magnoliopsida; Rosales; Rosaceae
Exons: 6
Coding region: 1-1017 (338 amino acids)
Source: RefSeq, a predicted model, not a curated record
AUGGAACCAAAGCAAAUGAGGGUAAGAAUUUCUGGUGUAGAUCAGGUGAAAGCAGAACAGUCUGGCAGCGUGAUUGAUCGAAGAAUACCACAUCGGAAAACUCAAUCUUUCAAAGAGAAAAAGAAGACGCAGAACUGGUUUCAGAGACAGUUUUCUGGGAAAAUGAGUGAAGAUUAUGAUUCUAUCGUUGAAAUAGAGCAUGCAACAGCGGUGGCAGCUGCCACAUUUGCAGUUAAAUCAAUCGAAGAAGCAGCAGUCUCUGAUAAGAAACGGGCAGGCAAUGAAACUGGUGACUCUUUGGUGAAGAUCAAGAGCAAAAAGGAAGAAACAACACUUUCAAAGCCAGAAGCUGGAAGACUUUCCAAACUAUUCUCAGGUGCAGGUUUAACAAAAGGUACUCAAGAGGACCAAGAUAGUAAGGUGCCAAUAAGUACUUCCCCGAACCACAAGAUCCCGCAAAAGACCCUCCUUCCUGCUCCCUCGAUUAAACAAACUCCAACGUCUGAUGCCAUCCUUCCUGCUCCAUCAAUGAGAAAAGCUCCAACUUUUGCUGAUAAGCCAUUGAACAGCACAAGCAGUAUAAAACCCGGAACUUCAGCACCACAACUGGAUUUGCCCUUCACUACGAAAGCUGCUACACCUUCAAAUGAAACCAAAUGGCAGAGUGCAGCAAGACCUGGAGUGGUUAAGACAAAAGCAGAUGAAUGGGAGGAGGCUGAGAUGGCUAAACUCAACAAAAGGUAUGAGCAGCAAACCACUACAAUACUUUCCUGGGAGAACAAGAAGAAGAAGAAAAGCAAACUUCAGCUGGGAAAAAGAGAGAGUGAAAUAGAGAGAAGAAGAUCAAAAUCGCUAGAAAAAUACAACAACCAGAUGGAAUCUAUUAAACAGAUUGCAGAAGGAGCAAGGGCACAGGCAGAGGAGAAGCGUAAGAAUAAAGUACUCAAGGUGAAAGAAAAGGCAAAUACACUAAGAAGAACAGGGGAAGAAGCUCCUACAGGAUGUUGCUGCUUCUAA